Dictyostelium discoideum AX4 is the source of this 1170-nucleotide messenger RNA. RefSeq lists its product as hypothetical. The record is from RefSeq and is a predicted model, not a curated record. Lineage: Eukaryota; Evosea; Eumycetozoa; Dictyosteliales; Dictyosteliaceae. Bases 1 to 1170 code for a protein of 389 amino acids. The transcript is spliced from 3 exons.
AUGAGGGGUAAUAAUUUAGAUUACAAAAAAGCAUAUGAAGAACUUUUAGAAAAAGAAAAAGAACAUCAAAAAAUAAAGAAAAAGAACUUCAAGAAAAAGAAAAAGAAAAUCAAAAAAAAAGAAAAAGAAAGAUCCAUCAGACAUCUUAUUGAUAAUGGCAUACCAAAGUGCAUUAUAACAUCAACAUCACAAUCUUCGUCAAACCAUGAUUCAUGUCAAUUACAACCUAGCACUUGGGUUGGGAUACCAAAUUUUGAAGAUCUUUUAGAAAAGAAUGGUGAUAAAGAAUCAAGUGUGUUGUCUCUUUAUAGAAACUCUGAUACUUUCACUGCUCGUAAUGAAUAUGAACUAUAUAAUUUUACAAAUCCUAUUAUUAGAGAUGCUUUGAAAUUAUGUGGUCUUGAACAUGAAAUUUCAAUUGUUUCUCAAGAAGAUAUUGUUGGAUUACAACCAGAUCAUUGGUUAUUAAAAUCAAAAACUAAUUAUAUUGGUUUAAUUCAAGUCGAAUGUAAUGAAGAUUCAUUUCAUGAACCAAAGGUCAUUGGACAAAUGUUUGAUUAUUUAAUGGAUCUUUCUUAUCGUUUUGGCAAAUUACAAGCAUUUGGACUUUUAUUAACAUACAACAAAGCAAUGACUGUAUCCACACAUGAUUCACUAAAAUCGGCAGCUGCUAAUAUUCAAACAUCUGCUUUACCUGAUCAAAUUAGCAAAACUAUGAAGAAAGAAGAUUAUGGCACACCAUUUGGGGAAUUGAAACUCAUAAAAACAUAUGCAGCUAAAGAUCAUUUGGUAAUGCCAUUCAUAAAACCAAUUGGAAAUGAUGAUUAUAAUAGUACAGAUUUUAUGGAUUUAAUAUCUACUGCAGCAGAUACUUUCUCAAGUAAAGGUUAUGAACAUAUGGAUUUACACAUUAGACAUAUUUGUAAAUACAAAAAAAAUGAAAAAUGUGAAUAUAUAUUUAUUGAUUUAUCAAGAGUAUCAAAAGUCACAGAUAAAGAUCAAGCAAAACAAAGAAUGAUUAAUUGUAUUUUAAAAGAUUUAGAAAAAAUCAGAUAUAAUCAUAGUUUAACCGAUAACGAACAACCAAACUCUUCCAUUGCCCAUGCAAAUCUUGAACGAUUUUCCAAUCCUUUUACCAUUCCUUUAACUCCAAAUGAUAAGUCCAAGUAA